AUGCUCCUAAAAAGUUAAAGAAAAAUCUAUUGGAAAUGUAUAAAUGAUUAAAAGUUAAGAAGUUGGUGUUUUCAAAUUAAUAAUCCUAUUGUAGAAUUACAAUAUUUGAAUACCGCUUUUAAUAAAUACUUUAUUUUAAUGACAAGUUCUCAAUAAGUCAUAUUAACAGAAAACCAUCUAAACAUUACCUAAAAAUCUUAAACUUCAAUUAUUAACAUUAAUCACUUAGAUUAGAUCAUAACUUUUGAUACUGAAGCUGACCAACUUUUGAAGAACCAAAUGAAAUUUAAUACUUUUUUACUAUUGAAUUACUAAAAUAAUUAGAAGUUGAAUGAAUUUUUCACAUUUAAUUUAAUUAUAAAUUGGUCAAUAAUUAUGGUUUAGAAAUAUUGA
Molecule: messenger RNA, 393 nt
Organism: Paramecium pentaurelia
Lineage: Eukaryota; Ciliophora; Oligohymenophorea; Peniculida; Parameciidae
Source: the annotation of a GenBank genome assembly